AUGAAUGACUUAUCGAGGGAGGACUUAUUGCAAAAGAUAAGGCUACUCGAAUUGGAGAAUGCAAAGCUUAAGGAAAGUAAAUCGGCCGUGUCAACUGUUUCCGAUCAAUAUGAAUAUGAUGCAAAAUAUCCAAAGAUAGAUGAGUACUUUUCUUCUGAUGAAUAUAAACGAUACGGUAGGCAAAUGAUAGUGCCACAGUUUGGAUCUCUUAUUUCACAAGUAAAACUUAAAAAGAGUAAAGUAUUAUUCAUUGGUGCUGGAGGUCUAGGUUGUCCUGCUUUGCUUUAUCUUUCAGCCUCAGGAGUUGGAGAAAUCGGUAUAAUUGAUGACGACUUGGUAGAUAUUAGUAAUUUACAUCGACAAGUCUUACAUACUACGGAAAGUGUCGGAAUCCAUAAAUGUGAAUCUGCCAAAAGGUACAUAAAUAAACUAAACCCACAUGUUAAGGUUAAUACAUAUCCUUUUAGGCUCUCGAAUGAUAAUGCUUUUGAUAUCAUUGAAAAGUAUGAUCUUAUUUUAGAUUGCACAGAUACGCCAGCAACUAGAUAUUUGAUAAAUGAUGUCUCUGUCAUAUGUGGGAAGACUAUUGUUAGUGGAUCUGGGUUGAAGACAGAUGGACAAUUAUCAAUACUAAACUUUCAUGGAAUUGGUCCGUGCUAUAGGUGUUUUUACCCCAAACCUCCAUCUCCUGGAUCUGUUACAUCUUGUUCUGAUGGUGGAGUUGUCGGACCAGCUAUUGGCUUAAUUGGAAUUACAAUGGCCUUAGAAGCAAUAAAAGUAAUUACGGACUUCUAUACAGAUGAGACUUUCAAACCUUUCUUGUCUAUGUACUCAGGAUAUCCACAACAACAAAUACGAGUGUUCAAGAUGAGAAAUAAGCAAGCGAAUUGUGCAGUAUGUGGUAAUAACCCAACUGUAUUAAAAAGUACAAUUUCCGAUAAUGACAUUGACUAUGCUGAAUUUUGUGGAAGAGUUAAUCCAAAUGUACUAGCUCCAGAAUUAAGGAUAAGUGUACAGGAAUAUCACAACUACAUUAAUAGCUCACAGGGCGAGAAUUCUAUACUUAUAGAUGUAAGACCCAAAGAGCAAUAUGAAAUUACAAAAUUGCCUAAUUCCAUCAACAUCGCAUGGGAUCCCACAUUCAUCAAAGCGGACAAUAUCGAUUCGUACCUUCCUUCCAAUUUCGAUAAGAAUACAAAUACAUUUGUGAUGUGUCGCUAUGGCAAUGAUUCUCAAAUGGCUACGAAGAAGCUUAUAGAAAAUUUUGGUUUCAAUGAAGUAAAGGAUAUUAAGGGUGGCAUAAAUAAAUGGAGUAAAGAAAUCGAUUCGAAAAUCCCACAGUAUUAA
This is a messenger RNA of Debaryomyces hansenii CBS767, 1347 nucleotides long. It is a transcript of the gene UBA4, whose product is annotated as Uba4p. Gene Ontology annotation, molecular function: thiosulfate-cyanide sulfurtransferase activity; adenylyltransferase activity; URM1 activating enzyme activity. Gene Ontology annotation, biological process: tRNA wobble position uridine thiolation; protein urmylation. The record is from RefSeq and is a predicted model, not a curated record. Bases 1 to 1347 code for a protein of 448 amino acids. The transcript has a single exon. Gene Ontology annotation, cellular component: cytosol; cytoplasm. NCBI's taxonomy places the organism in Eukaryota, Fungi, Ascomycota, Pichiomycetes, Serinales, Debaryomycetaceae.